Messenger RNA from Bipolaris victoriae FI3, 1446 nucleotides. RefSeq lists its product as hypothetical. Gene Ontology annotation, molecular function: metalloexopeptidase activity. The transcript has 2 exons. Gene Ontology annotation, biological process: proteolysis. Bases 1 to 1446 code for a protein of 481 amino acids. Lineage: Eukaryota; Fungi; Ascomycota; Dothideomycetes; Pleosporales; Pleosporaceae. The record is from RefSeq and is a predicted model, not a curated record.
AUGCGCUUGCUGUCGCUGUUGCGUGCCAGUACGCUGAUCUCAGCGGUAUGCGCGCAUGAUGUUCAUGAGCGCGACCUUCCCCCUCCAGUUGCCAUCAACGACCAGACGUACACUCAAUGCGCCAAUGCAGCAUGGCCGCCCUCAAAUGUCGGUACUGAACUCGUUCCGCAAACUCCGGAUGAUGAGAUGCGUGCAAUCUUAGAUGAAGUGAACGCUGCCAAUAUCCAAGCCACCAUCGAGAAGCUUGUCUCUUUCGGAACUCGCCAUACCCUUGCAACAUACAAUAGCUCAACGCGUGGUAUCCAUGCAGCCAGGGACUGGAUUGCUUCUGAAAUGAAAAAGUAUGCCGAUGAAAGCAAUGGGACCAUGACUGUCGAGGUCCAGAGCUACGUUCAGGGCGUGGCCAGCAGGAUCCCGUUCCCAGUCACUAUCUCGAACGUCUUAGCGACCGCCAAAGGAAGCCAGGAUCCAAGCAGGGUAUACGUCAUGACCGGGCACUAUGACAGUCGCGUCACCGACGUCCUCAACUACGAAGCCGAUUCACCUGGUGCCAAUGAUGAUGCUAGUGGGACAGCUAUUGCCAUGGAGAUUGCUCGUAUACUAUCUAAGCAUCAACCAAAAUCUACUAUCAUUCUGGGUGCUGUUGCUGGCGAAGAGCAAAACCUCUAUGGCUCCACUUACCUUGCCGAGACACUACGAAAUUCUAGCACCAACGUCGAAGGCAUGUUGAACUGCGAUAUCGUGGGGUCCUCGACUGGCGACCGUGGACAAAAGGACCCCUUUACUAUUCGCGUUUUCGCAGAGGGCGUAUCGCUGACGGGAACUGACAACCUUACACCUGCUCGACGCCUUCAAAUCGGUGGCGAUAGCGACACCUCUGCACGAGAGCUCGCACGUUUCUCCGCUGAAGUUGCUGCUAAUGAUGCCACCGGUAUGAAUGUUGCUAUCAUCUACCGUCUGGACCGCUUCCUGCGUGGUGGCGACCAUACCGGUUUCCUUCGCGCUGGGUAUCCUGCAAUUCGUUACACGGAACCCAACGAGAACUUUGCUCAUCAGCACCAAGACAUCCGCACUGAAAAUGGGACUGUAUAUGGUGACCUGGUUGAGUUUGUCGACUUUGAGUACACAGCACGCGUUGGCAAAGUUAAUCUUGCUACACUUUGGUCGCUCUCGCAAGCUCCCGGCAUGCCGAAGAACGUAACCAUUGACACAACCGUACUUGAUAACAACUCGCGGAUCAAGUGGAUCAAAUCCGAUAGUCUUGAUGUGGCUGGGUAUGAAAUCGUCUGGCGGUCCACAACAGCCAGCUUGUGGACACACACAGUUGAUGUGGGCAACGCCGGCUCUGUGGUUCUUCCACUAAGCAAGGACAAUGUCAUCUUUGGUGUUAGGACGGUUGGUACUAAUGGAUACAAGAGUCAAGCUGUCUAUCCCAUUCCUGGAUAA